AUGCACCGAGGGGUCGGGAUUGGGGUGGCCCUGCCCACCCCGGGGCUGGAAUUGGGGCGUGUCCCCAUCGCCGUGUCCCCCUCCCGCGCAGAGAUCCUGGAGGAGGUGACGAGGAGGACGGAUUCCAGCCGGACUCUGGCGCCCGUCCUCACCCGCCUGGUGGCCCAGCGGCCCUCGGCCCCUCCCCACCUCCCCCUCCUCCAAAGCCUCCUCCAAAGCUUCCUUCCUCGGCCCCCUCGCCCCUCGGGCCCCCUGACCCUCUGUGCCCGCGCCUCGCCCGCAGCCUCGGGGUCUCUCGCUGUCCCCCGCCUGGUCCGCGGCAGGCACGGGGGCCUGGGGCUGGAACCCCCCCAAGGGGCGGCUGGAGGGGCUGCUGGAGCCCCCCCAGGGGCGGCUGGAGGGCUGCUGGAGCCCCCAAGCUCUGCCAUCACCGAGCAGCCCAAGCAGAGGGGGAUGAGGUUCCAUGAGUGCGAGGGGCGCUCGGCCGGCAGCAUCCUGGGCGAGAGCAGCACCGACAGCACCAAGACCCUGCCCACCAUCGAGCUGCUGAACUGCGGAUCCAUCCCCGAGGUGACGGUCACGGCGUGCCUGGUGUGGAAGGAUUGGCCCCACCGCGUCCACCCCCACGGGCUGGUGGGCAAGGACUGCGCCAACGGGCUGUGCCGCGUCGUGCUGCGGCCACUCACCAACCCCAGGCACAGUUUCAGCAACCUGGGCAUCCAGUGCGUGAAGAAGAAGGAGAUCGAGGCGGCCAUCGAGAGGAAGCUGCAGCUGGGCAUCGACCCCUUCAAAGCGGGUUCCCUGAAGAACCACCAGGAGGUCGACAUGAAUGUGGUGAGGAUUUGUUUCCAGGCCUCCUUCCGGGACCCCUCCGGGACCACCCGGCACCUCAGCCCGGUGCUGUCCGAGCCCAUCUUCGACAAGAAAUCCACGAACACGUCGGAGCUGCGGAUCUGCCGCAUGAACAAGGAGAGCGGGCCCUGCACGGGGGAGGAGCUUUACCUGCUCUGCGACAAAGUCCAGAAAGAGGACAUCGCGGUGGUUUUCCGGCGGGAGUCGUGGGAGGCGCGGGCGGAUUUCUCGCAGGCCGACGUGCACCGCCAGGUCGCCAUCGUCUUCAAAACCCCCCCGUACCAGCACCUGGAGCUGCGCGAGCCCGUGGAGGUGGAGGUGUUCCUGCAGCGCCUCACCGACAGCGUCUGCAGCGAGUCCUUCCGAUUCACCUACCUGCCCCGGGACCGCGACGCCUACGGGGUGAACGUGAAGCGCAAGCGGGGCAUGCCCGACGUGCUCGAGGAGCUCUCGGGGGCAGAUCCGUAUGGGAUCGAAGCCAAGAGGAGGAAGAAGCCCCCUGGGUACCUGGAGCACUUCAUCCCUCUGCCAGCAGCAGACGACGCCUUGGGGGCCCCUGACCCCUGGACCCCUGAGCCACCUCUACGUCCCUUCCCGGGCCCUCCCCCGGGGCUCCCCCGCUCUUCCCGCCGCCGGAAUUCCCGGAAUUCCCACCUUUCCCGGGCCCGGAGCUGCUCCUGGAACCUUCCUUGGGCCCCUCCCCCAGUUCCGAGCCCCCUGCGGACCCCCGCCCCCCACGUCCAGCCUG
Molecule: messenger RNA, 1600 nt
Organism: Myiozetetes cayanensis
Lineage: Eukaryota; Metazoa; Chordata; Aves; Passeriformes; Tyrannidae
Gene: RELB
Product: RELB proto-oncogene, NF-kB subunit
Biological process (GO): non-canonical NF-kappaB signal transduction; inflammatory response; regulation of transcription by RNA polymerase II
Cellular component (GO): cytoplasm
Molecular function (GO): RNA polymerase II cis-regulatory region sequence-specific DNA binding; DNA-binding transcription factor activity, RNA polymerase II-specific
Source: RefSeq, a predicted model, not a curated record